AGAGGGAGCUGUAUCUCUCCUGCAUCAGCGCCAACAUCACUGCCACGCCAGCUUUCGUCACCGGAAAACAACCACGAAGAUCUUCACACAACAGAGGGGAGAAAAAAAAACCAGCAACAGCAACAGCAGCAGCAGCAGCAGCAGCAGCAGCAGCAGCCCCUCCUCCACCCGACGUGCAUCCACAGAUAAAGCCAAGGCGGUUCUACCUUACCCAGGCAUCUAAAAACUCCCCCACACAGAAAAGAGCUCUCCCAGGCAUGACCUGAGUGAGGCAGACAGCCCUCCGCCGCUCUCCAUCAACAUGGGCAACCAGGAGGCUAAGCAAAAGAAAGCUGCAGCAGCCUCGGGAAAUGGAAGCUACCCUUCACUGGAUGAAGGAUGGAGAGAGGGAGGAGGAGAUGUGACAAAAAAGGGAGGCAAGAAACUCGGUAAGCAUGGAGGCAAAGGAGCAGGCAGCAGUGGAGGAGGAGGGAUACAUGGCACAGGACCAGGCAAGAAAAAAAACAAAUCCGAAUCCAAGCCCUCGGUUUUCUCCAUCCGCAAGAGAAAGAGCAACCUGAAGGGGAAAGGAGACGCAUGCUCAUCGGUAACGGGCUCGAAGGAGGACGUUUUAGCAUCACAACAUGAACUGGACAGGACCAAAACACCUGAUUUGUCUGCAGAUGAGCUCGGACAGUCAGACACGGAGGCUGCUUUCCCUGAGAAGAAAAAGAAACUGGAGCCAUCAGGGGACAAGGAUGGCGAUGCAGGAGGAAGAGAGCAGAGGCAGGAGGUGCAGCGGAAAGCCUCCACGGCAGCAACCUCUCCCACCGAGUAUGGAGCGCGGAAGGGAGGGAGCUCGGGGUCAGACACUGACAUUUAUAGCUUCCACUCGGCAGCUGACCACGAGGAUCUGCUAGCUGACAUCCAGCUUGCGAUAAGGCUGCAGCACCAACAGCAGCAGGGGGUGGAUAACUCGAUUGUGGAAGCACAGGGAGGGGGGGAGAGGAGAAAGAAGAGUAAUGGAGUAGUUCAAUUAACUCCUGAGGUACUUGACCUGACCCCAGAUUUAGAACUUGCUUCUGAUGCGCUGUCAUUCCUAGAAACGGGAACUCUGUCUGGCUCAGUUGAGCACAUGGACCAGCCUCCGACAGUCAACCACACAGAGGUGCACGAGAGCAGGGAGGAGAAGGACGAGAAGGAGGAGGUGGAGCAUCUGGGGCUAAACGGGAAGGGACAGAGGGAGAGAGAGAGAGAAGCCGCUCUUUGUGUUGCCGCAGGCACAAAAGAGCAGCAUGCUCUGGUACAGCAGGCCCCUCCCAUGACCAUCACCGUGGCUACCGUAGGGGGGGCAGCAAUCGACCCAGUCACCAUGACAACCAGUGGCAACAGCUUCCCUGAUCACAGACCACCAAUGGAGGAGGAGGAAGAAGCAGGAGGUGAAUCCCCUCACGGGGAGAGGGAGCCUGAUAUGGUGGUGGAUCUCAGUCCUCCACCCACAGGCAGCCACAACACAAGUACUGAGGCCACGGGAGGGCUAAGGCCAGGGAUCUCGUUUGAAGAAGGCGAGGGUCAGUUGGGCUCGGGCACUAGUGCAGAAUCCAUAGAGGACUGUGUAAGCGUCGGCUCUGAGCACCUUUCUGCCGCUGCCAGCGCCAGUGCGUCCCCCUCUGCCCAGCAGUGCAGGAGGAGCAGCAUUUGCUUCACCCCGCUGCCUCCCCAGGAGAGCCCCACAUUGGCCAAAAGACUCCUCAAGUCCACCCAUUCCUCCACCUCCUCGAGCCCUGUGGUGAAACCCUACCCUCCUAUCUUCCCCUCCUACAUAAAGACCACCACCAGGCAGCUCAGCUCUCCAGGACACUCCCCAGCCAUGUCCCCGUCCCACAGCCCUGUGUCCCCGCGCAGAGCCCACCAUCACCUCCACAGGACGAUGGCUGAGGGUCACCAGGUCCGUAGGCAGCGCUCCCGAAGUCUGGCUGGGGCUCUGAGUCGCUCGGCUGACUGGACGGAGGAGCUUGAGAGGAGGCUGAGGAGCAGAGAGGAGGAUGGAGGAGGCUGUGGUGGUUCGGGGGAAUACCUGGAGGGCUAUAGAGGAGGAGGCAGCCAGCCCCUAUGUGCUACCAGAAGAUCUUCUUGUGGACAGAUUUCCAGCUGCGGCUUUCAGGACGUCUUUUCGGGUCGGACCUUGCUGGAGAAGCUGUUCCUGCAGCAGCAGCAGGAGGAGCCGGAGGAGGCGGAGAGGCUGUGCUCCAGGAUCUUGGCCAUGGGCCUCCUGCUGCCCUUCACUGACUGCUUCAGAGAGCAGCUGUGUGGCAGCCCUGCCCACAUCACCUCCACACCAUCAGCCAAGUUUGACCAUGACCAGUUGUAUACAUGGGCAGCAGUUAACCAGCCUACACACUCCCUGGAUCUGCUAGAUGUGAGGCUACCUGUGCAGAUCAAGGGCCCCUGGCCCCCGGCGAUGCCUGCUUCAGAAAAUAAGACUGGACUCAAAUCCACAGAGGCUGAGGACAAUCAAGAGAAUAAGGCAGCCAUGUCGGGUUUGAAGCAACAACAGCAGAAGAGCCAAGAUUGUUCGGAGGAAUGCAUCCUUCCUUCAACAAAACUGAAGGAGAAACAUGUUAAUGUCAUCCAGCAGCUAGAACAAACCAUAGAGGACCUCAGGACAAAGAUCGCUGAGCUGGAGCGACAGCCCCCUCUGUUGGAGAGGGACACUACCAAACCCACCACUUCCACCACAGAUAAGGAUAGUGGAGGAGAGGAGGGCCUGCUGAGGGCCGUGUGUGAUGCCCACCUGCAGACAGAGACUCCUCACUCUCUGGGCUGCCUGGAGGCAAAGUCGGUGCAGACUUCGCCCAUGGACGACAGCUUUAAGUUCAAAGUGCCUUGCAGUGAGUCGGGUGGAGUGAACAGCUUCCUGCAGCCCCCACUUGGGCAACACGGCUUCCAGUGUUCAUGUCAGCUGCAGCCCCCUUCAGGAGGAGCAGUAGCUCCUCAUCCGGGACAGACUGUGGUUCCUCCUCCUCCUCCUCCUCCUCCACCACCUCCUCCACCCUUACCAGUGGGCUCAAUGCCAGCUCCUCCACCACCACCUCCUCUACCACCUGGUUCAGCAGUUGCUCCUCCCGGUGGUCUUGUCCCACCCCCACCUCCACCCCCACCUCCUCCACUCCCUGGUGGCAUUGCUCCACCCCCACCUCCUCCUCCUCCUCCUCCUCUUCCUGGUGGCCUUGUCCCACCACCCCCCGCUCCCCCUCCUCUCCCUGGUGGCACUGCCUCCCCUCCUCCUCCACCUCCAUUACCAGGACUUGGAGGCCCACCUCCCCCACCACCCCCACCACCACCACCUCCAGGCUGUGGGCCUCCUCCCCCCCCUGCUCCACCAGGAGCCAUCUGUAUACCUCUGCCUCUCCCAGGGGGUCUGGGCUCCCUGCCUCCUCCUCUGCCCUUGGGCCUGUAUGCCCUGAGUCUGACUCAGGAGAAACCACCAAGGAAGGCUGUGGUGGAGACACCCAGACCCAUGAAGCCGCUUUACUGGACCAGGAUCCAGCUGCAGACCAAAAAGGAGGUUUCUUCUUCAUUGGUGUGGGAGGCAAUUGAGGAGCCUGACGUGGACUUUGAUGAGUUUGUUGAGUUGUUCUCGAAAACAGCUGUAAAGGAGAAGAAAAAGCCGCUUUCUGACACCAUCACCAAGUCCAAAACAAAACAGGUUGUGAAGCUCCUAAACAACAAGCGAUCUCAGGCCGUAGGAAUCCUCAUGUCCUCCCUUCAUCUUGAUAUGAAAGAUAUUCAGCACGCCAUCCUGAACUUGGACAACACAGUAGUGGACCUGGAGACCCUGCAGGCCCUGUUUGAAAAUAGGGCACAGCAGGAGGAGCUGGACAAGAUCGAAAAGCACAUCAAGUCCUCUAAAGACAAAGAGAACGCUAAACCCCUGGACAAACCUGAGCAGUUCCUCUUCCAGCUUUCCAUCAUCCCAAACUUCUCUGGCAGAGUUUUCUGCAUCCUUUUCCUGUCCAGCUUCUCAGAGUGCAUGUCAUCAAUAACGAAGAAACUGGACAUACUGCAGAGGAUCUGCAAGGCCUUACAGGACGGUGAGACAGUAAAGCAAGUUUUAGGUCUGGUUCUAGCCUUUGGUAACUUCAUGAAUGGCGGUAAUCGCACCAGAGGCCAAGCUGAUGGCUUCACCCUCGACAUCCUGCCCAAACUCAAAGAUGUCAAGAGCAGCGACAGCACGAGAAGUCUUCUGUCUUACAUUGUUGCUUACUACCUCAGACACUUUGAUGAGGAUGCUGGCAGAGAGACGUGCGUGUAUCCUCUUCCUGAGCCUCACGAUUUGUUCCAGGCUUCACAGAUGAAGUUUGAAGACUUUCAGAAAGACCUGACUCGACUCAGGAAGGACCUCAGAGCAUGUACAUCAGAAGUUGAAAAGGUGUGCAAAGUUUCAGAGGAGGAUAACUUGCAGCCUUUCAAAGAUAAGAUGGAGGACUUCCUGACACAAGCUAAAAGUGAAAUGGAGACACUGGAGGCUCAACUCAGCAGCACUCACAAACUGUUCCUGGAGCUCACAGUGUUCUUCUCAGUGAAGGCCAAGUCAGGCGAAAAGGAGGUCUCCCCCAACACGUUCUUCUGCAUCUGGCACGAGUUCUCUUCUGACUUCAAGGACCUCUGGAAGAAAGAGAACAAAACCAUUCUCAAGGAGAGGUUAAAAGCAGCAGAGGAGUCCUUCCGUCAGGCCAAGGAGAAGGCGUCCUACAGCGUCAAACCUAAACAUGCCACUGGCAUCAAAGCCAAGUUGGGCAUGAAGAUCUGACUGCUUAGGCUUGGCAUGUUUAUUUUCCCAACUGUGGGCACCCGCAGUGAGUCAAAGACCAAAAAAAGUAUGGAGAGGACAGAAGAGGAAAGGGAAGGGAAAUAACUAAUCUCUGGACAUCUUGUUUGAUAAUUUAUUUAUUUGCAGGUGAUCCAUUUUCUCUGCUCUGCUGCCUUACGUUGCCAUAUCCAACCCUUUCAUGGGAGGAUGCUGCUGCAGGGCCACCAGGCACCAGGAAUCAUGGACUGCUGGGAUCAGCACAGCUCCCGAGCAUGAUGUACAUUAUACAUUAACUGGAAUUACAUCACACUGUCUGUGCCAACAUUUAUAGAAAAACAAAAACUCAAGUCCCUCAAGUCAAACAACCAGACCAGAAUGUUUGAAGAGCAAUUUAAACCUUAAGCACUUAUUCUUUGUUCUGUAACCUCCAAAAAUCCCCACAAGCUCAGCAAGGAGGACAGCUUGUUCAAAACGUGACAUGACUCAGUAUUACAUUAUUAAUAUUAACUGUAAGUGUCUGACAGGACACAUGGUGUUCUUUAAAUUUAAUUCUCUAAUCCCACCAGUCAGUUUUCCUCAGUCUUUUUCGACUAUGCAAAAAAAAAAAAAAUUAUAUAUACAGAACCGAGUCUUUGCAGGAGUCCGUUUUGCAAAGAGCGGCUGACAGCAGUUGGCUGUCCCACACAGAGAUAUAUUCUUCAACUCAUGUCUCCUCAUGAAACGAAAAUCCUCCGGACGUACGCACAGUUUAUGGAACUCCAGCAGAGGGAGGUUGUUGGAGCUUUGCAGCUCAAUGAUUUCGUGUUUUAGGUUUUUUUUUUUUGAUCAUCAGCUGGUUCCACAUUAAACAGCUUUACUAAUGCGUUCAGUUCCUUUUGGUACUGCAAACUCAGCAGUAUAUUCAGAUGUCAGAGCAGGCAUUUGUUCUUGCAAAGUAGGGAAAUGCACAGUGUUGCCCCCUCUGUUGCACUUGUUUCUCUUCUUCCCUCAGUUUGUAAAACCGUGCUUGCAUACUUGGCUCAGCCGUCUCACCUCACUGUAGUUAACCGGAUCGCCAUCCUCCCACUCACGAUCGCUCCUCCUUGAACUGUCGCCUGUUGAGCCCUCUGCGUCUGAUGAAAUGUAUGAAAUGACAGUUGUCAUUACAUUGUUGAGCUUCAGGGAAUGUGUCGAGCCAUGGAGGGCUUGUGAAGUCAGUUAUUCCCCCCUCGUAUCAAACAGCAGUGAUCCCACUAACAAAAAUGUCUAGUAGGUCUGUAUUUAGUAAUGUCUAAAUUACUAAUUGAAAAAGAAAAACUGGAAAGUGACCUUUCAGUGUUUUUUCAAUAUCUUCCAGUUCAAUAUCAUUAAUCUGCUCUGCAUCGGUUCUCCAAGACAAACUGGUUCCAGCAUCUCCACAGCAGCAACAAGGCUCCAUCACAAACUCUCUUUUUGGAGAGCUCGUUCAGCUCGUUCACAAGAAAACCUUCCUGUUUUACAUUGUCUCUGUCAGAAUGUUGAACACCAAACUCAUCUGAAGAGUGCUAACUUCAUCCAAGAGCAUUUGUACUUAAGCUCAGUUUAGCUUCAAGUUUCCUGCUCUAGUUAUGCUGAGAUUGGUCUUUUUCAUGCAAUACCGGUUUGUAAUUUUUUUUUUAAUUUUCUCUCGGAGAGCAACAUAUUCCGCAUCUGACAACUGUACUGUGGCGACUGUAAAGAAUUCUUUACUUGAUAUGUUAUAGCCACGUGUUUUCCUUCAAGGUGGUCCAUGUUUUUUUUUUGUUGGUAUUCCUGAGUUGCUCUUUCUCCAUUUAUGUCUCAUGGACCUCAACCCCAUAUCAGCAGUGGUCAUUAUUACUAAAAUCGUAAGGAUAAACUGAAUAAAAUUUAAGCUUUCGGAUCCACCAGAAAACACUUGUUUGCUAUAUAAUGUUUCCAUAUGGUUUUGAUUAAUGCUUGGCUUUUGUUUACGCCAACAUUUGACUAUUUUUAAAGCACUUUAUGUUUUUAUAACAACGAAACCAUGCUUAAGAAAGUUUUGUCGAUGCAAGAUAAAUUUCACUAUGGAAAACACUGUUAACCCACUGUUUUCAUCCAGUCUUAAAUCUCUAAAUAUUUGUUGAUUAUGCCAUAAUAUUUUAUCCUAAAUGUUGCUUUACUUUAGUUGGCCAACAGUGGCAUAUGAUAAGUAUGAUAAGUUUUCAAUAAACGCCCUGAUAUAGGCCUGAGGAAUUCUGGUCGCCAUUGGAUAUUAGUGUAAUAGUCCCGUACUAUGUUUUCCGAUUGUAACAUUUUCAAAAACAUUUCAGAAAUUCAAAAUGUUUUAUUUUUAAAAUCAAAUGGUUUAUGUUUGGAGGUUGUUUGUGGUACUCCUUUCUUCUCUUGCAACUAAAAUGUGUGGUUUUUCUAUCAAAAACACACAAAGAGCUGGGCCAGCUUGCCUGUAUAAAAUAAGCAGCCGUUGAUGUAACAGACAGCCGAAUACACUAAGCAGCACUCAGUGACAUAUUCUGUUUAUCCUGUGCAAAUAUUAAAAGUAAUAAUUCCAACAUGUUUGUUUUGAAAAGUAACAGAUAUGUGGGUUAUCCCAACCUCUAUGAACAACGCAAUUAAUCUCUUAUCUGGUCACCUUGAUAUGUCUGCACACACAUAAUGGACUCACACAUUACCACCAUGCCGCUGGUUAUUCUACAGCCCGACUGUCCAGACUUAGCCUCUCAGUAGAGAAUCAAUCACAGUAUACAUUCUUACAGCACUGUGUGUGUGUGUGUGCGUGUGUGCGUGUGUGCGUGCGUGUGUCUCAUCAUCCGACUGUGGCUGAUAGCUGUGAGAUGAAAGAUGUUUGUCUUGCAUUGAUUCACAGCUGCUGAAUUUUCUUGUAGAAUAAAUGACUUUAUUAAUGUAAAGUAAUAAAUUGUUGAAAAAUGGUUGUAAGACACAUUUUGUGUUUGUGUCAACGAUGUCCUCCUCUGUUGGCUAACGUUAUACACACGACAGGAACUUAACAUUUGAAUCAAGUGUGAUGCAAUAAAUGUUUCGGUAUACAUAUGAACAGGAUGCAUGGGUGUGGCAGCAGUGUAAUUUCUGUAAAAUAAAGGGAGUAAAUUCUGCAA
Scophthalmus maximus (turbot) is the source of this 7884-nucleotide messenger RNA. It is a transcript of the gene fmn2b, whose product is annotated as formin 2b. Gene Ontology annotation, biological process: intracellular transport; actin nucleation. The coding region runs from base 302 to 4792 and encodes 1496 amino acids. The record is from RefSeq and is a predicted model, not a curated record. The transcript has 20 exons. Gene Ontology annotation, cellular component: actin filament; nucleus; endoplasmic reticulum membrane. Lineage: Eukaryota; Metazoa; Chordata; Actinopteri; Pleuronectiformes; Scophthalmidae. Gene Ontology annotation, molecular function: microtubule binding.